Messenger RNA from Clunio marinus, 189 nucleotides. Lineage: Eukaryota; Metazoa; Arthropoda; Insecta; Diptera; Chironomidae. The record is from the annotation of a GenBank genome assembly.
AUGAAGCUUAAGCAGGCCAAACAAUUUCUUCGUCUUCUUUAUUUCACGAUCGAUUUCAUGUCUCGUAGGCAAAGUGACAAGUCUCAUCAUCAUGACUUGGCAAAGAUCUCGCCUCAGAUCAGAUUGUGGUUGAAAGCCUUGGCUCUAAUUGAGCCAUCAACAAUAAAUAUUCGUCAGACAAAGAUUUAA